GCGGCGAGGGCGGCCUGGCACGUCCUCGAGCUCCGCGGGCACUACGUGCGUCCUUCUGCCGGCGUCUGCUGUUUUUUCCGGGAUCCGCACGCCUAUCGCGGGGUGCGGACCGGAGCCCGUCGUGCAGCCGGGCUUCCGAGGGGCCUCGUGGGAGCCAUGAGCCGCCGCCUCGGCUGGGUGGCGGCCCUGCUGCUGGAGCUGCUGCUGGAGUGCACAGAGGCCAAAAAACACUGCUGGUAUUUUGAAGGACUCUAUCCUACAUACUAUAUAUGCCGUUCCUAUGAAGACUGCUGUGGCUCCAGGUGCUGUGUGCGGGCCCUCUCCAUACAGAGACUGUGGUAUUUUUGGUUCCUGCUGAUGAUGGGCGUGCUGUUCUGCUGUGGAGCUGGUUUCUUCAUCCGCCGGCGCAUGUAUCCACCACCACUUAUUGACGAGCCCACAUUCAAUGUGUCCUACACCAGGCAGCCACCAAAUCCUGCUCCAGGAGUGCAGCAAAUGGGGCCGCCAUAUUACACUGACCCUGGAGGACCCGGGAUGAAUCCUGUUGGCAAUACUAUGGCAAUGGCGUUCCAGGUCCAGCCCAGUUCAUCCCAUGGAGGCACAACUUACCCACCCCCUCCUUCCUACUGCAACACACCCCCACCCCCCUACGAACAGGUGGUGAAGGACAAGUAGCAAGAUGCUACAUGGAAGGCAAAGGGGCUGGACAGGCCCUUUUGUGUGUCCUCCCCAUCUCUAAGGGCAAACUGCUCUUUGAUAUUUUCAAAGCAAGCCUAGUUCUCUUUCAAGUUUUUUGUGGAGGACAUUUGAAUCCACACUGUCUCCUCUGUUGCUUCUGUUUCUGAUGUAGUCUGUGCUCUCUGAGAGAGUGUGGCAGCAGUUCCCCAGGGUUGACAUUCCUAGGGAGGUCAAGGUAGACCCUUGGGAGAGAGGCUAGAGGAAAAGAAGGUAUAGCCUAUGUGUCAGGAGGCAGAUAGAACAGUAAGGUCGAGAUAAGACUCCUAUGAUGUAGCAGUUGGCAAAGAAGUUCCAAGUGCCACUAUUUACUGUCCCAGCCCAUUAUCCUAAUUGAAGCUGUGGAGAUGUGCUAGGGAGGCCUGUUGACACUGUUCGGUCUCCACUCACCUUUUGAAAACAGGCUUUCCUCUGCAGGAACAGGAAAGACCCAGGUACAUGUUGCUUUCACUGCAAGAUGAGGGUCAGAUCCCAGCUGGACAUCUGCAGUUAACUAAAGACGAUUAAAGAAGGGAAAGUCUUUAAGUUAGGGGGAAUAACUCCCUACUAUCUCCAAAUGGAAACAUCAUAUUUUAUGAAUCAUGAUUUGGCUUCAGAUGUGCAUUUGUUGUCCUUUGAGAUCAGAUGGAGAGUGUGAACCCUUCAGGUCACUGAUCAGAGGGCUCUAACCCCCUUCUCUUAGCUGCUUCUGGUGAUGGGUUUCAUGGCCACUUGUGAGCAGAGGCACACAUUAGGCUAGGUAGUUACAGUGACCCUUGAUGUGGGAGAGAACAGCCAAAGCAGCCCAGGAAAGCAAGAACAGCAUUGCUGAAUAAGAACUAGGGUUGUAUGUGAUCCAAGCAGAGAUGUGCCCAGCUCUGAAGAGGGGAUGUUUGUGGAUAGAAAAGUGGAAACCUGCUUAGUUGCACAGACCACAUAAUGAAAAGUAGAGAAGGAAAAUGUAGUUAGAGAUGCUGUUUCCCAGGUGAGGAUCAAAACUCACCAAUAGAUUUAUAAGUAGUGGAGGGAGUUUUUAACAGUGAGGAGUUUUGUUCCCUUGUGUAGUCAGUCAUGUUAAUGUGUAUUUAAACCCAGAUUGAAACCUUGUGUAGUAAGAGCAAGGUGGUAUUGCUAAGGUGUUUAGAGUAUUUAUAUGUAGUAUGAUGGGAAGUGGGGCUGCAAGUAAAGGGAAUGACAAUUUAAAUGAACUAGUCAGAGCCUUUUGAUAAAUUAUUACUUGUUGAAUUGGGCAUUCAAACAUCUCUUUUGAGUGGACAUGGAGUGUUCUUUACCACCUAUAAGAUGGGAGAGGCAUGGUGUCAUUCUCCGUUGGGGUAUUUAUAUGAAACGGGUUCAGGAAUCAGGACAGUAGCUUCAUGGGCUUAGUUUAAGAACAGAACGCAUGGGGACUUGGUAGACAAUUUUAUAGGAAAUUCCAGGGAAGGGAUGAAUAUAUUUUAAGACAGUUUGGGGACACAGAUGCUACUGCCCUAGUGAUUGAGCACUCUUGUGUCUCUGGCUUCCUGCCCCUGGGCCCAGUACACCUCCCCGUGCUUGGGCCCUUGUUUUAAAUAAGAAAACAAAGCACAAUAUCUGCUGUUUACAGUCAAGACUACAUGUCCAAACAUUUCCUCUCUCUGUUCCUUUUUAAAAUGAAGAAGCACAGAGCUGCCCCUGGGAUUGCGCCAGGAAACAGCUGAAUGAAUCAAGGCACUUGAUGUUUGUAACUAAAUCUUAUCUUUUUCAUAGCAAAUCCUUUUGAAAAAAACUGAUAGGGUUCAGCAAUUUUAUAUUCCAAUGUCUGUAAAAGAUAAAUUUUGCCAUUGAGCCUGCAUUGGAAUUCCUUCAGCUGUAAACACUAGCAAUGCAUAUCGAAAUUGCACUUCUGGGGGUGUUUCCCAGCAUUCUUGCUUUCUUGUGUUUGGUGAGUAAUGCUCACCCCUUCCAGCAGCUCCACUUAUGUAUACUAAGGUCUAUGGAGCAGGUGUGUGGGGACAGAUCUGAAGCAGACUUGUGCAUGCUUUCUUGGCAACACUUGGCUCAUGUUUCUUUGUUCUCUUUUGAUAGGGUCCUGUUUCCUAUGUAUGAAAAAAAAAUAAAAGUGGAUUAUUUGGU
Psammomys obesus (fat sand rat) is the source of this 2829-nucleotide messenger RNA. RefSeq names its product VOPP1 WW domain binding protein (gene Vopp1). NCBI's taxonomy places the organism in Eukaryota, Metazoa, Chordata, Mammalia, Rodentia, Muridae. The record is from RefSeq and is a predicted model, not a curated record. Gene Ontology annotation, cellular component: cytoplasmic vesicle membrane. The transcript is spliced from 5 exons. The coding region runs from base 157 to 675 and encodes 172 amino acids.